Messenger RNA from Dichotomopilus funicola, 888 nucleotides. RefSeq names its product transcriptional regulator TACO1-like protein. Gene Ontology annotation, cellular component: mitochondrion. The record is from RefSeq and is a predicted model, not a curated record. NCBI's taxonomy places the organism in Eukaryota, Fungi, Ascomycota, Sordariomycetes, Sordariales, Chaetomiaceae. Bases 1 to 888 code for a protein of 295 amino acids. The transcript has 2 exons.
AUGGCGUCCUUCUUUCGACCUCUCGCCUCGUUGGCCCGGCCAGCCAAACCAUCCUCGGUCUGCACACAAUGUCUGCGACCAUUUGCUACCACGCCCGUUCCUCAAGCCGGGCACAACAAAUGGAGCAAGAUUCGCCAUGACAAGGCGGCCAACGACCUGAAAAAGAACAAUACCCGAACUAUCUUGGCCAAGAUCAUCACCAUCUACUCCAAACUCUAUGGCGGAGACCCCAAUCACAACCCGCAGCUCGCGGCCGCCAUUAACAACGCCAAGAAAGCGAGCAUGCCCCGGGAUAAAAUCGAAAGCGCCAUUGCACGAGGCCAGGGCCGUUCCUCAACGGGUGUCUCCCUCGAAUCGAUUACUCUUGAAGCCGUGAUGCCGCCCUCGAUUGCGAUAAUCGUCGACAUUGAAACUGAGAGCAAGCUACGCGCGCUGCAGGAGCUCAACCACCUCGUCAAGAAAGCCAAGGGGUCCACUGGCUCGUCCAAAUUCUUCUUCUCGCGCCGUGGGCGCGUGGUAUUUGAGACGGGUGAGAGCGGGCUCGACGUGGACCAGAUCAUGGACGAUGCGAUCGAGGCCGGGGCCGAGGAUCUGGAGAAUGACGCCGAAGGCAACAUUGUUGUGUGGACCCAGCCAUCUGGGACGAUGCAGGUGUGUAAGGCGGUUGGGCCGAAGUUCGGGCUCAAGAUUCUGAGUUCGGAUAUCAUCUGGACGGCGAACGAGGACACCAAGGCGAGUAUCGAUGAUUCCCAAGAGUUGAUCAACCUGACGGAACUGUUGGAUGCAUUGAAAGAGUAUCCAGACGUACAGGGUGUGUAUUCGAACGUGACGAGGGGUACGAUGAGCGACGAGCAAUGGGCCAAGAUCGAGGAGAAGUUGGAUACCUAG